ACGGCGGCCGGGCGGGACAUGGCGGCGGCGCCGGGCGGGUGGCGGGCCGCGGGCGGGCGGCGGCGCCGGGCGGGCGGGGAGGCGGCGGGGGCCGGCGCGGUGCUACGGAGGCUGCGGGAGGCGCGGGACGAUCUGCUGAGCUCCGGGUUCUGGGAAGCGAGCGCCGGAGCCGUGCGGGCCCCGUUGGGCAGCAGCGCGGAGCCGCCCGCCCACUGCGUCUGCUACGGCCUGGGCCGCUUCAGCGUCUGCCCCGCCGCCCGGCACCAGCUGGCCUUCCUGCUGCUGCUGCUGGAGGAGCUGGGGGUGCCGCCCGGCCGGUGCGCGCUGUUCGAUCCCGCCUUCUCCGCCCAGGAGGCGGACGCGCUGCGGGAGCUGGGGCUGCGGCUCCUCCCGGAGAACGAGGAGGGGAAACACGACGUUGAGGGAUCGGCCACGCUGUUUUACAUGGUGCACUGCGGGAAAGCCUUGUACAACAACCUCCUGUGGAGGAACUGGUCUGCAGGGGCACUGGCCAAAAUGGUCAUCAUCGGGAACAGCUUCAAAGGGAUUGAGGAACGAUUGUUGUCAAGAAUAUUGGAGAGAGAUUAUUCUUACAUAGCAAAGGUCUUGAAAGGGACAGAGGAAGUGGCACUCCCCACUCACCCUCGGUACCUGGACACCUUUAAUGACACCUCCAUCCACUGGUUUCCCUUGCAAAAACUGAAGGAACUCUCCCCUGAGGUCUGGGAGUUCAUGGAGGAGCCAAUGUACCAAGACUGUGAUGACUUGGAGAUCAUCAGAAAGGAGGACAGAACUGACCGGCACAGUCCCACUGCCACAGAGUCCUGACAGUGCUCUGCAGUGCCGGGGGGGGAACCUUGUGGCUGCACCUUUUCCCGUGGCAGCUUCUGCACAGCCAUGACAAAGCUCAAUCACUGACAGUGUCACCAUGCUCUGCCAAAAGUGGCAGCACUCCAACACUGUGAUGGGACAUUUUUGUACCUGAAUUAUUUAAUAAAAGGUAAAGUUGUGCUUUGACUUAUGACUCACUAAACCCUGCCUUUUACACCAUG
Falco peregrinus (peregrine falcon) is the source of this 1052-nucleotide messenger RNA. RefSeq names its product SRR1 domain containing (gene SRRD). Gene Ontology annotation, biological process: microtubule-based process. The coding region runs from base 19 to 828 and encodes 269 amino acids. Gene Ontology annotation, cellular component: nucleus; cytoplasm. The record is from RefSeq and is a predicted model, not a curated record. The transcript is spliced from 7 exons. Lineage: Eukaryota; Metazoa; Chordata; Aves; Falconiformes; Falconidae.